Molecule: messenger RNA, 2506 nt
Organism: Cydia strobilella
Lineage: Eukaryota; Metazoa; Arthropoda; Insecta; Lepidoptera; Tortricidae
Exons: 2
Coding region: 38-973 (311 amino acids)
Source: RefSeq, a predicted model, not a curated record
CCUUCGCUGCUGCAGUGCUCUUCCUCUAUUUCAUUCUAUGAUGUUGCUGGCCAGCAACAUGUUCGUGAUGCUGCUGACGCUGAGCGCGCUGGCAUCAAUCGCGCGCGCAGACUGCGAAGCUUGCAUCGCGGGUCGCUGCCACUCCCGCAGACCCAUCCUCUCGGGGUUCCCCGUCACUGGCCAGAUGGCCAUCGAUCGAACUGAUAAUGUGCUCUACCUACAGCUUAACGGAAACCAGAACAUCGCCAUCUUCUUGGACGAUCUGCAGCACCGACUGGUUAACAUGAUGAGCACAGCAGGAAUGGACUUCGACCAAAGGUUACAGACUUUGUAUAUGGGCACAAAAAAUGGAACAUUCUAUAAGUAUAAUCUGGCUGGUAAUACAACGGUGGCUGUGCUACAGAUAAACAAAAGCAUACACUCUAAUUUUAUUAAGUAUCUUACUGAUAGGAAAGUGGUUUAUAUUGAAGGGUAUGCAAAUAACACUAGUGCAUUUCAUUUCUUUACAACGAAUAUGUUUGAUUUGCCUUUUACUUUUUCAGUAAAUUACUCAAUCAAAGACUUUAUCGUUGAUGGCGGUCAUAUAUAUUUCGUUUCUAAUAAUACUCUGUAUGUAUGUAAUAAUCAAAUUUAUCUUGGAACUGACCCACCGCACCCACCCACAGAAAUAAUAAGCAAGAAACACAUAGCAAUAUCUUCAACACAAUAUGAAAACGGUCGUGUUAACGACAUAUACAUUGGAUCUGCAACUGAAAAACUUAUAUACAAACUGAAUAAAAAUACGCAAGAAAUAACUAUACACGCUGGUUAUAAAUCGGUUGCAGUGCAGGAUUUUGUGUUCGGAAAGGAUGAUCUUAUAGUUUUCCGCGAUGAGGACGGCAGCGUCGCACAGUGGGUGCCGUCUCAAGAUCGUACAUGCGUUGUGGAACCACCGCACGAUAACUUCUUCGUCAGAGAGACGACGUGUGUUUAGUGAUCCAAAUGUCUUAAUAUAAGAUUUUCUUAAUAAUAUAUAAAAUAAAAUAAAACGAGUGUAACGUACAUGUGCGAUAUAAGCUGUCAAUUUGUUAUUGUAAAAUUAUGUGUAUGUGUCUAUGUGCUUAGUUUAUGUGUUAUAAAGACGAACGGGUAGUGUAUAACUUUUCUUCCUUAGUUUAAGAUAGUAAAUUAGUUUUGGUCCUUCGAGCCGGAUCAUUCCGAAAUUGGGUAUCCACUACGUGAGGUGCAUAAAGCUUAAAAAAUGCAUCGACGUUACGACCCCAGCAGCAGUAAAGCUAAGUAUAUUGCAACAAUGUGUUGCAAUGCAACAUUGUGCAACUCUUGAACAACAUAAUCUUGAUAAUGUUGGUCCUUGUACGAGUUGAGAUUGAACAAUGGGUUUCUCGAGGGACUUCCGUGCAGUUUUCCAAAAAAAUAAAUUAAUUAAAAAAUUAAAAACACGACUGCGGAAUUUUAAGCGAACUGAAAAGCUAAAAAUAAUUUUGAUGUUAGUUACAUAACUUUAUGAAUUUAAAUUGGAAUAUAAAUGUACACUUACGGUGAUUUACAGUAAAUACAAAGGUUUAUGCACAUUUAUGACGUGACUGUACCUGUGGAUUUUAUUUCGAUUGCAGUCGGGGGACCUUUUGAAUGGGAAAAUGCACUACAUCAAGGUCCCGCGACUGCAAUCGAAAUAAAAUACACAGGUGCCGUCACGUAAAGAAACUCACAUACAUACAAACAUGAACCCUGAAAACAAUACACUCCUUUUUUUGGGCAGUCGUGUAAAAAUAGAGACUCAAAAGCCACAUUUACCACUUUUUAAAGACUUUUCUUUUGAUGCUGGUAAACCUGGUAAAGGGAAAAUCGACGGCAAAAGGAGCAGCGGAAGGAGAAAGCUAACCUGGAUAGACAACAUUAAAAGCCGGUCCAAUAUUAAUGAUACUGCCAGUUUGUCUAGACUGGCACAAGAUAGAACCAAGUUCCGUAAGAUGGUCGCCGACAUCCGCUGAGGAUAUGGUACAACAAGAAGAAGAAAACCUACACGCCCAUAAAAUUACGAUUAAUCCAGCCUCAUCAAACAUCAAAUAAAUUGUUACCACUUCUCGAAGUACAAUAAGAAUUUUCGUAUAUUUACGUAAAAACUUUAAAACCCCAAUACUUUAUUAAUCGUCAGUAGAUAAUUCAAUGCAGCUGCUGAGACUGUAAGCUUAACGCUAACCAGUGUCUGUGCACUCCUUUAAUAUACCACCGGCCAGCCAAUGAAUUAUUUAAACGUGGUGACAACCCUAACUGCAGGCAACUGUGCGAAAAACGACCUUAGUCAGUCGUGAUACGGGUGAGCGUUUCCACACUGCAAGGGUUUUUCAAGACGGAGGUUGGGCCAAGAUAUAUAUCUUUUAGACGUAAUAAAUGUUAAGCAAAAUCUGCAGAUUUCGUGUAAGCCUUUUGUGAUUAUUCAAGGUGGCAGCGAGAUGAAAAAUGCAAACACAUUGUAUACAAAGUAAAGAUUAUGUUUACACUUGAA